AUGUCUGAAACCAACAUCAAGUUCACCCGUACCAUCCUCCGCGGUUCAUCGCCUAGCACUGUUAGGCUCGAGAGCCGGGUUAGAGAGUUGGAGGAUCUUCUGGACCUGGAACGCGAUGGCCGUGUCCGCGCCGAGCGAAAUGCCAACGAGCUGAGCAUCCAGCUCGAGGCGCUCUCUGAGCGUCUGGAUGAACUGAGUGGAAGCUCUUCUCUAGUGGUAAGUGCGAUGUCUUCUUAUUUUUUAACCCCCUGCCUAUCCGAUUACCACGCUCUGUUUUUAAUUGUUCUUCUUUAA
Molecule: messenger RNA, 294 nt
Organism: Dibothriocephalus latus
Lineage: Eukaryota; Metazoa; Platyhelminthes; Cestoda; Diphyllobothriidea; Diphyllobothriidae
Source: the annotation of a GenBank genome assembly